CGCGCUCGUCUCGUGGAAAAACGGUUAUUAACUGGAAACAUUAGUCGGGUUCACAGCGAGGGAGCGGUGCAUGUUCACACACAUUUGGCAAAUGUCUUGAGAUUGACCAGCUAAUGAUCUGGCAGUCAUUCCUCUAAUGUUUUACACACAGACCGCCAAGGAAACACGCGCGGAACUCAGAAGAAAGCGCCCUUUGUCGCGAUUUUCUCCAGACACAGGGUUGUGAUGGUCAAACAUGAGCGGUGAGCGUCAGAAGCGCCGGGAGGAGAUUCAGAGAGCGCUGAGCUUCAUCAAAAGUUCUCUGCCUUAUCCGGACCCUGAAGGCUAUGAGGGCUUUGUGCUUCAGCUGGUGUGUGAUCUCUUAGAUGAGGGCAAUGCCGUGUUUCGAGAGGGCGACUGGACGCAGGCGCGUGAUCAUUUCAGCGAGGGCGUCAACGUGGCGUUUUACGCUCAAGCUGAGGGGCUGAACGUUCCCGCCGCCCUGCUGGAGAGUCUGUACAUCAACCGCGCAGCCGUCCAUCAGAACAUGGGUGAGUUUGACAGCAGUGUGAAGGACUGCGAUCGCGCUCUGGAGGUGUGUAAGGACAGCGCUAAGGCGUUGUAUCGUAAGGCCGUGUGUCUGAAGGAGUCUGGAAAACUGAGAGAGGCAUACGACUGCAGCACUGCAUGUCUGCUGGCCUCACCGCAGGAUCAGACGAUCAGUAAUUUGUCCAAGGAAAUUGCAGCCAGUCUGGGCCUGAAAAACAGAAAAGCGUACAUCAGUUCUCACAGGGGGAAAGCAGCAGGUUCUGAGGACGACUCUGUCGCGCCAUCACCUUUAGAUGAGAUUUCUUCUGUUGGGCUGGAGGAAGUGACUGACUCCGCAGCUGACUCUGAUUGGCCGUCUCCUGUCUUACCCGCUCCGGUCCCCGUGAGCGACUCCCACGAGGCCCUGGGUCUGUCCGGAGCUGUGCCGCUCUCGGUGCCCGUGUCUCAGCUGCUGGAGGACAAUGAGCUGAUUGGAGACGAGCUGGACAGUCUGCUGGACUGCAUGUCUAAAGAGGAAGACGCAUCGCAGAGCGGAGUCGUUCCCAGCGCUCUGCUGUGUUUCUCGUCUCCUCGUCUUCCUCCUGCCUUCUUCUCGUCCGUCGGGAGUCAGUUGAACUCUCUUGACUCCUUCACUAAACCGAAGCUGAGCUCGGACUGCUCCAGUGGCGAUCUGGACGCGUUGGACUCCAUCUGUCCCUCCGGCGGCUCCGUGUCCCUGCAGCUCCCUCUGGUGGUGGGAGGAGACGCGCUCGAUUCGCUGUCUGAAUUCACUCUGCCAGGUGGGAAAGUCUGUCGCAGUUUUCUGCCGUCAGUCAAACUGACACAUUCCCCUCAUACGAGGAAUGGUCAUGUGACCUCGACUCUGUCCCGUCUGUGCAAGAACCCGCUGGAACAAACGCAUGAUUUCACUCAAGCCUGCAGCAGCUGCUUCAGCAGUACAGGUCCAGGUGUGCUAGAUUUUGAGUUCAGGACUGAUGUUUCUCACAGCUGUAAGAAGGAUCUUCUGCUGUGCAGGAGGAGGGGUGGGGCUAACUCACCCUGGAGGCGGAUUCGGCCCCGCCCAACUCACAACAACUUCCAGGCUGCUUUUGUGCUCUGUAGAGAGGUGUUGGAGAAUCAGGUGUGCAAGUAUGGAGAAGGCUGCACGUUUGCAUAUUGUCAAGAAGAGAUCGACGUGUGGACACAGGAGAGGCGGGGCUUACUGGUCAGAGAGCUGCUCUUCAAUCCGCUCUCGACCAAUGAGAGACGAGCACUCAGCGUCAUCGAACUUCUGAACAUACACACGGGCAUGUUCAUGUUCCUCUGUGAGGCCUGUUUUGACUGCAGACCCAGAAUGAUCAGCAAACGCUGGAAGGAGAAUCCCGCUCUGUGUGCCAACGUACCGACACAACAUCAGUUUGACCAAAAAAAGUGUGUGAGAAACACUGCAAACUCAUUGUGGAGACACAUGAAACUAAACAAACUUCAUCUGUGUGUGUUUUUAGGAACCACUCAUGAAGAGAUUGUACAGGAGUCUAAAAAACACUGGAACAAAGAGCGUCCUGCGGUCAUAGCUUCACGCUCACCGAACAAAAUCACUGCCGCCAAAUCAAAGAGUCCAAUCAGAAACGAGGAGACAAAUGGGAACAUGGGUCCUGUGCAGGGAACAGGAAGUGCUGAGGUCAAAGGUCACAGACUGGAGCUGAUGAUGAAGUUUGUGUGCGGUCAGUGCUGGAGAGACGGGCUGGUCAGUGAACCGGACCGAGCACUGAAAUACUGCACCGCUAAAGCCAGACACAGCUGGACCAAAGACAGGAGGGUUUUACUGGUCAAAUCCCAAGAGAGGAAGAAGUGGGUCGCAGUUCGACCUUUGCCCUUUGCCAAGACCUUUCCUCAACAAUAUGACAUCUGUGUCCAUGUGCUGAAGCAGCGUAAAUGUCAUUACAUCGGGAACUGUAGUUUCGCUCACAGUCAGGAGGAGAAGGAUCUGUGGACGUACAUGAAGAACAACGACUUCAGGGACAUCCAGCAGGUGUUUGACGUCUGGCUCUCGACCUCCAAUCAGAACAGAGCGUCUGACAGCACCUCACCAUCUCAGCCAAUGGAAGAGAAGCAGAUCACCAUGCCGACGGACUUUGCUGAAGCAAUGCUGAACAGUUUCUACUGUUCUCUGUGUGGGAAACACAGCAACAGUGAUCGGCAGUGGCAGCAGCACAUCUUCACAGAGAAACACAAGCAGAGAGUGUUCAGCGGAGAGGGAGAGGACGAGAGUCUGGCCUGGUCCUAUCGCUUCCCUGGACCCUGUUUCUCCAUCUGUCCCAGGUUGGAAGAUGGCUGUGCUGAUGGUGUGAGUUGCGACUUUGCUCACAGUGAGGAGGAGCUUCAGGAGUGGUGUAACCGGAGGGAUUUCCUGCGCAGGAGGUUAAACGAAGCCAGAGCCAAAAUGCUUAUCUCUCCAACUGACAAUGAAUUUGGCAUCUUGAACUUCCUACUUCAGAAUCAGGACUAAACAAGCAAGCCUACAUUUGUACUUUGUUUAUGAGAUUUUAAUCAGGUGAGAGUUACUGCAGGUGCUGAUGAGUGUUCACAUGUUUUAAUCAAGCUGAAAGAUGUUAAACCUUUAGACUGAAACACAUCACCCAGAACACGAUUCUGACGUGUGUUUGAGUUUGUGUUUGAUGAACGGAUCUUUUACUUCAUGUUGCUUAAAUAGAGAAUAAAUGCUGUUCAUACACUUAAUAAACGUUUCAUCUGUUAGACAGCGAUCAGAACAUUUUGUCUUUCAGCUGUUGAUAUGCAUUUAAGUUCCUGGAUUUCUCCUGCAUGCAGUAUUUAUCCAGGACUUCAGUAAGACAAAGAGGACAGAUAUUAUUUUUUUAAGUUUGUUUUACUUUUACUGUAAUUCAGUUUAUAAAAGAAAAUGAAACUUACACAUUGAUCACAGUAUAAUGCAGUAAACAUUACUUUUGUGAAACAUGUUUGUUAUAGUAUCGGUUUU
This is a messenger RNA of Sinocyclocheilus rhinocerous, 3505 nucleotides long. RefSeq names its product zinc finger CCCH domain-containing protein 7B-like. Gene Ontology annotation, biological process: miRNA processing. The coding region runs from base 236 to 3016 and encodes 926 amino acids. The transcript has 22 exons. The record is from RefSeq and is a predicted model, not a curated record. Lineage: Eukaryota; Metazoa; Chordata; Actinopteri; Cypriniformes; Cyprinidae. Gene Ontology annotation, molecular function: protein binding; metal ion binding; miRNA binding.